CCAGGUCUGGGGCCACCGCAUUCCGUUCAGCAAGCGACACGAUGAAGAUUGCCGUGGUCCUUUGCGUUAUCGUGGCUUGUCUCCACCCAACUGUGGGCACCUUCGGAGGCGGCGGCGGUGGCAAGAAGGGCGGCGGCGGCCAGAAGAGUCGCUACAGGGUCAUCAGCUCGUACGGCACCUACGGCCACGGCGGGGGAGGCUACGCCAAGGGCUACGGAUAUGGCGGAUACGGCCAUGGCGGCUACGGCCUGGGCCACGGCGGCUACGGCGGCCAGAAGGGCUACGGCGUUCAGAAGGGCUACCACACGGUCAUCAUUGAAGAGAUCAAGGGCGGCCAGGGCGGUGGAAAGGGAGGCCACAAGGGAGGAAAGGGAGGAAAGGGUGGCGGAUUCGGUGAGGGUUACGAAUUCAUCGGCGUGCUGCGCCCCAAGGUGCAUCAUUACCACAGCUAUGGAGCUCCCAUUGUAGCCGGAUAUGGACACGGUGGAUAUGGCGCUGGAUAUGGCACUGGUGGAUUUCCCGUUGGACAUGGUGGAUUUGCCCCUGGUUAUGGUGGGCAUGUUGUGAGCCAGCCGAUUGUGUAUGGAGGCGACAGUUACGGUGCUUACUAACAAGCACAACGAUUGACAAGUAGUGAACUGUUGGUUUUUUUGUGUAGGUAUUAUUGUUUGCGGAGUAGAUAUCUGUUCACUGCCGAUGUUGUUAUUGUUGUGUUUUACCUGAUUUGAAUACAUCAUGA
Amphibalanus amphitrite is the source of this 739-nucleotide messenger RNA. RefSeq names its product glycine-rich cell wall structural protein-like. The record is from RefSeq and is a predicted model, not a curated record. Lineage: Eukaryota; Metazoa; Arthropoda; Thecostraca; Balanomorpha; Balanidae. The coding region runs from base 42 to 611 and encodes 189 amino acids. The transcript has 3 exons.